Molecule: messenger RNA, 1575 nt
Organism: Cuscuta campestris
Lineage: Eukaryota; Viridiplantae; Streptophyta; Magnoliopsida; Solanales; Convolvulaceae
Source: the annotation of a GenBank genome assembly
CUCACGAACGUAUAUAUGCACUAUUCACGCAACUUCGCGCCUCGGGGGCCAUCUUUCCCCGUCAUGGAGGCGGCGGGGAGCAUUAUUUUUUUACUCUCCCUUUGAUGGUUUUAAAGUCUUCCAAAGUCGUGUCUUUGAUGGGUUUCUUUUUGAUUUGGCAAAAACUACGGGUUGAUUUUUUCUUUCUGGAGUAUUUUCAACCAUUCAUAUGAUCAAAUUUGGGGAGUUCUGAAACUUGAAUUGGGAUUUUAUUGUUGAGGAUUUGAGAUAUGACCAGUUCUUUGGACCCAUCAUCAUCAUCAUCAUCAUCCAUAAGCUUUACAUCAUCUUCCCCAACAAGGCAAGAAACACCAAACGUCCAAACGGAUCCGACCCAGAUUCCUAUUAUCUUGAGAUGAUCAGUUUGGCUGCUAGGAGUAGGGUUUUCCAUGGGCUUUUUAGGAAUAUUGGGAAGGAGAGCAGUGUUAGACCAAGGUAUUGUUUGGAGGAAUUGCUGCCCGGCGCUGGUAAGGUGGGUCGCGAGGCAUUUGCUUGUUUCUUGACCUAUCUGUACACCGGGAAGCUGAAGCCUUCGCCACCUGAGGUACCCGAGCUUGUUUCGCUUUUCCAGAGGCGGCUUCUGAAUUUCGUAGGAAGAGUCGUGGCUGAUGACUUGAUCCCCAUUCUCAGUGUUUCCUCCCAUUGCCAACUGAAUCACCUUCUUGACGAAUGCAUGGACAGGGUGGCGCAACCGGAUCUUGAAACCUUCUCCGGGGUUCCUCGUGAGAGAGUAGAAGGGCUGGGCAGUGGUAGUGCUUACGAACAGAGCAGAGAGAGCACACAGAGAAAAAAAAACAGAAUAGAGAGGAAAGGUGCUGGUGCAGAAUUUACAGACCAGCCGCACAAAUUCGAUCAUCGCCGGAGAUCCGACCGUUGGAUUGAGCUGAAAUUUUCAGAGGUUGUCCCCAACACUUUGGGCUUCAAUCUGUUCAAGUUUCACAUUAAUCGGAGCUACGGAUCUUCUGUAAUCGCAGCUGGUGCGACGCUGCAUUUUUGGGUGAUAAUCCUGAUUUUCCUUCUCUAUUGUUGAUGGCUCUUAUGUAUGUUGUUGUUGGUGGGCUGUGACAUCCUUGUAGACUGAGUUUGGGUGUUUUUACCCUCAAUUUGCAUAAUAAGAGAUGAAGAGGGCGGACUCCCUAUAAGUCCCGUGGUUUUUAUCCUUCACAUCGAAGGGGUUUUCCACGUAUAAAAAUCGUGUGUCGUUUGCAUCUUUAUUCUUCAUAUUUUAUUGUGGUUUAUUUGAUGUGUUGCUGAUUUUGUGUGCUUGGUUAAUCAAUUGUGGUAAAUUGGGUCAAGUGUUUGGUUGGUUGUCUUGAAGUUGAUCCUUGUAGGUGUCGUAUCCUACUUGUUGCUUCUCCCCCAACAUUUGGGGGAGCAAAACAGCCCAGAGGUGGAAGAGCCAACAUUGAGAAGGUCAACCCGAGUUCGACAACCUUCAAGACUUUAUCCAAGUUCAGAAUAUAUCCUACUCACUGAUGAGGGAGAGCCUGAAAGCCUUGAAGAGGUCUUGUCACAUCCAGACAAAGACCAUUGGCU